AAGAAGAAGAAGAAGAAGAGGAGGAAGCCAGAGAAAGAGAACAAGGAAAGGAAGAGAGGAAACACACUGACAAAGAAGACAAGGAGGUGACAGAGGAUGAAGAAGUUGUAUUGAUGAAAAAAGAGGAGAAGACAGAAGAGAUUGUGUUGGAGAGGGAGGCUCAGGCAGAAUCCCCCUGCUCCUCCAUCACACCUCCUGAUGAAGGAGGAGUUCACAGAGAGGAGGAGGAGGAGCAGAUGAUGAAGGAGAGUUCUGACGGAGCUGUGAUGUCAGCUGAGGAGGAGCAAGAGUCCUCAGAUGUACUGAAAACAAGCUCUCCCAUCAGUCCGGCGUGUCCUGCCGAGGAGCAGCUCGACCCCCAGGAGGCGAAGGAGAACGCACUGAUCCACCAAGCACCUCCCGUUCCUCCACCCGCCGCUGCCAACGAGGUCUUAACUGGUCAAACAAAUGCUCCUCCUCUGGCUAAUGGAGGCGUCAGCAAAGAGAAGAAGCGCGCGAUUUCUACUGCCGCUCCUCCUUCCAGAGCCAAAGCUCCGCCCGCAGGAGCUGCCUCAGUGAGGAAAACAAGCGCCGCCUCCCCACUGAAACAGGCUGCUCCACCCAAGACAAAAAGUGCUCCUCCGGCUAAACAGGCUGCCCAAGUUAGGAAAUCAGGUGCUCCUCCUCCUCUUAACAAAGAAAAAGCAGCCGCGAAGGGAGCUGCUGAAGAAACUGUGAAGGCCUCCAAGGCAGCAGGGGGCGCCAAAGCAGCCAUGAUGAUGACAGCCAAGAGUACAGAGUCAGUGGAUGGAGUCAGCAGUCCAGGGAGUCGUUCUCCUGCCAGCAGAUCCUCGACUCCGAACAGAGAUGUGAAAAAGGUGGCAGUGGUCCGGACCCCUCCCAGGUCACCUAACUCAGCCCGUGGACGCACACCUCCCCUACAAUCCCACCCCAUGCCUGACCUCACCAACGUGAGGUCAAAGGUGGGAUCCACGGAGAACCUCAGACACUCACCUGGCGGUGGCAAGGUUCAGAUUGUUCAUAAGAAGUUGGAUCUCAGUAGCGUGACAUCAAAGUGCGGCUCUAAGGCCAACAUCCACCACAAACCAGGUGGAGGGAAGCUGGAGAUCAAGUCAGAGAAGGUGGAUUUUAAGAGUGUUCAGUCUAAAAUUGGCUCUUUGGAUAACGUCACUCAUGUUCCAGGAGGAGGGAAGAAGAAGAUCGAGAGUCAAAAACUGAACUUUCGAGAGUCCGCCAAAGCUCGCACUGACCACGGUGCGGACAUCGUCGUCCAGCCCGACUCCUCCCCUCGUCACCUUAGCAACACUUCCUCCCCUGGAAGCCUUAACGCUGCUGAAGCUCCGCCUCUCAACGACUUGGCUGACCAGGUUUCUGCCUCCCUCGCCAAACAAGGCCUGUGAUUGGAUAACCCUGUGCCUACAGACCCCGCCCUCUAAUGUUACCAAGGAAACUACCUGAUGGAAGAAAAGAAAAAAAAAUCAUCAUCCCGCCUUUUUCGUCAUGACCUUCACCUGAUAUCACACGAACAUGAUGAAGAGAUUUUUUGGAGUUAAAGUGAAGCUUUCUGAACGUAACUUAUCAACAAAUUAACCAUAAGAAAAAAACAACCAAUCACAGUUCAGUCAGGUAUUCAGGUAACACAUGAAGCAUUGCUUGGGCAGACAGGUAACCACUUGUCAGAGGAUUCCUGUGCGCAUAUUUUCAGGAAGGCGUUAAAGAAGAUUGAUCCAGAAGCCAGCGGUUAUGCAAAGCUUGGCUAGUAGUUUCCCCCCCCUGCUGUGAGACUUUGUGCUAGGCUAGGUUAGUAUUUCUCCCUGCUUCUUGUCCUCAUGCUAAACUAGGAUAUGCUAGUAAUUUAUCCUGCUGUGAGUCUUUGUGCUAAUCAAGGCUAGUAGUUUACCCUUUGCUUCCAGUCAAUGUGCUAUGCUAUGCUAUGCUAGUAGCUUCUAUUAUUUAUGCUGAGGAAGGUUACUUACUUACAGACAUACCGAGUGAAUUUAGACAAUGUGGAAACUGUGAGUCGGUUCCAGGAGUACUUUAAGGGUUUUAAGGGUCCCUGAAAAGAGCAAAAAAAAAAAAAGUUCUUGAAAUGGUGCUAUGGACUUCCGGAAAGCUACAGGAAGGACCGACUGUCACAGCGGGAACAUGAACAGUUUAGGUUAAACGUCGUGCUCGCAGCCAGUCACGACAUCCAAACAAAAACCAGGAAACUUUAGGAUGCUCUGAAUCUGACGAGUUCGUUGAAACAAUCUAAGAGAUUAAAGAUAUUUGAAGAAAUAUCAGAAAUUAAACGCCUACAAGUCCCUGAAAAAGUUCCUUGGAGUAGGUUACAAGGACUUUGAUUGAAGCAGAUUUAAACCAGGAAAUCAGACUCCUGGAUCAACGUACAGGAUUCACAGGAGUCCUUGAGGAGACCCCGGGGUUUGUUUGUGGUGUCCUUUAGGAAAUUAAAAGCGAUAUCCAUCAACUCGUAGAAAAUGGAGAAUAGGGCUGUGCAUCUUCACUGAUCUCACAAUUCAAUUCAGUUAUCCUGUCAACGAUUUGAUUUGAUGCAUCACAGUGGGUUGCAGCCUCAAUUUUCUAUACUACUGCACAUGGCUACUUUUUCCAACAGAAGAAAAGAAGUCAGAUGAAUAUGAGAUCAAUGUCAUCAUGGAUGCAGAAUCUUUCACCUCUGCAUUGUGAUGCAUCGUGGAAACGUCUGAACGCGUCUGAAUUAGCAUGUUAGCUUCCUUCAUAAAAAUCUCUCCGAUCAUAAUUAACCUUCUCUCUCAUACGUCACAUCUCUCAGCCAAUCAUCACCUCUUCUGUGUUUCUGAAUGCUGUUGGGUCCCCUUCACAUCCAACCCCCCAACCAACCACCCCCCCGUCAUGAAAAAAAAAUUCCCAGAAUGCAGUUUGAUACCAGGUGCCAAAUCCAUGCUGUCCGUCUCUGCUUGUCGGCUGUCAAAGUGCUUUGUAAUAAUAAAGUUUCUCUUGGAUCGGAUGUGUUUGUUGAAAAAAAUAAAGAUACAUUGGAGGGGC
Molecule: messenger RNA, 3024 nt
Organism: Labrus bergylta (ballan wrasse)
Lineage: Eukaryota; Metazoa; Chordata; Actinopteri; Labriformes; Labridae
Source: RefSeq, a predicted model, not a curated record